Anguilla anguilla (European eel) is the source of this 4981-nucleotide messenger RNA. RefSeq names its product erbb2 interacting protein (gene erbin). Gene Ontology annotation, molecular function: protein binding. Gene Ontology annotation, biological process: neurotransmitter receptor transport postsynaptic membrane to endosome; neurotransmitter receptor transport, endosome to postsynaptic membrane. The record is from RefSeq and is a predicted model, not a curated record. NCBI's taxonomy places the organism in Eukaryota, Metazoa, Chordata, Actinopteri, Anguilliformes, Anguillidae. Gene Ontology annotation, cellular component: adherens junction; postsynaptic membrane; postsynaptic density.
UUACUUACCUAUUCGCUCGGUUUUCUAUGUGGUGGGAUUGCUGUUGUUUCCCCUGUCUGAUUUGGCCGCCGUCAGUGCUUUGACCACUGUGUAUGUCAGGCUGCUUCGUGCGUUGCGCGUUCACCCUGCGUAUGCCAGUGGAUUUGUGGCGUUAAAUAUACUAAGUUAGCUAACGUUUGCUACAAUUUCUAACCGAGUGAAGGGUAAUGUUAACUUAUCGACUUUCAAUACAAUUGGGUGCGGCGGUCCCCUGUGAAGAAAAAAGGUUUUUUUCACGCGGUGGUUGAGGUUUUUUGCCUUUUGUAUUUCUUCGCGUGUUGUGUGGACAUUUUGGAUUCUAAUUUUUUUUAAUUAGUUUUACAUUUUACAGGAAGAAACCGUGAACCCAUUAUCUCUUCGUGGUACUGCAAUGUAGCUAGCUCGCUGGAGAAGAUAUUUUAAUCCAGUUUAUCUUUACUGUUCCGGGAAGUUAUUUUCAAGCGUCAGUGCAACUCGGACAGAUCACUAUAGCUACCAACUUCGAAAGGAUUGGGCUCAGUGAAAAGAAUGCGCUAACUAGCGGGCUAGCUAGCUUGUUGCUAGCUAGCACUAGUUAAUAUUCAGUUACGUGUUUAACGCUAGCUAAGUGGAUACGAAUUCAGAUUAACGGCAGAUGUUUAGUUCUUAUGUAGUCUUACUCUGAAGAACACUUCCGUGGAUUUUAAACAUCUCAUAGGACCGUACUGUCAAUGAGAAAGCGCUUGGAUACCUAAUCUUAAGUGCCUGAGGAUGACGAGCAAGCGGAACCUGUUCGUGCGGCUGGUGCCGUGCCGCUGCCUGCGGGGGGAGGAGGAGACGGUGACGUCGCUGGACUACUCCCACUGCAGCCUGGAGCAAGUGCCCAAGGACAUCUUCAGCCACGAGAAGACCCUGGAGGAGCUCUUCCUGGACGCCAACCAGAUCGAGGACCUGCCCAAGCAACUCUUCAACUGCCAGUUGCUCUAUCGACUGAGCAUGCCAGAUAAUGACAUCACGGUGCUGCCCGCGGCGAUCGCAAACCUCAUCAACCUCAGGGAACUUGACGUCAGCAAGAACAGCAUCCAGGAGUUUCCAGAAAACAUCAAGAACUGCAAGGUGUUGGCAAUCGUGGAAGCGAGCGUGAACCCCAUCUCAAAGCUCCCAGAAGGCUUCACCCAGCUGCUCAGCCUCACUCAGCUGUAUCUGAACGAUGCCUUCCUGGAGUUUCUGCCAGCCAAUUUCGGCAGGUUGACCAAACUUCAGAUAUUAGAACUGAGAGAGAACCAGUUGAAGAAUUUGCCAAAAAGCAUGCACAAGCUGACCCAGCUGGAGCGACUAGACCUGGGGAGCAACGAGUUCGCGGAAGUGCCUGAGGUUCUGGAGCAGCUCACAGGAAUCAAGGAGCUGUGGAUGGAUGGAAACAGACUGACUUUCCUCCCUGGGAUGAUGGGGACCCUGAAGCAGCUGUCCUAUUUGGACGUGUCCAAGAACAAUCUGGAGAUGGUGGAUGAGCAGAUCUCUGGCUGUGAGAACCUGCAGGACCUCCUCCUGUCAAACAACGCCCUGACCCAGCUGCCUGGGUCCAUAGGCUCCCUGAAGAAAUUAACGGCGCUGAAGGUGGAUGAGAACCAGCUCAUGUACCUGCCCGACUCCGUGGGAGGCCUGACGAUUCUGGACGAGCUGGACUGCAGCUUCAACGAGAUCGAGGCCCUGCCCUCCUCCAUCGGCCAGUGCGUCAACGUGCGCACCUUCGCCGCCGACCACAACUUCCUCACCCAGCUGCCCGCGGAGAUGGGCAACUGGAAGAGCGCCACCGUCCUGUUCCUGCACUCCAACAAGCUGGAGACCCUGCCGGAGGAGAUGGGGGACAUGAGCAAGCUCAAGGUCAUCAACCUGAGCGACAACAAGUUGAAGAACCUUCCCUUCAGUUUCACCAAGCUGAGCCAGCUGACUGCCAUGUGGUUGUCGGAGAAUCAGUCGAAGCCCCUCAUCCCCCUGCAGAAGGAGGAGGACCCGGAGACGCACAAGACGGUGCUCACCAACUACAUGUUCCCCCAGCAAACCCGGACCGACGACUACAUCCCGAACUCGGACAACGAGAGCUUCAACCCGUCGCUGUGGGAGGAGCAGCGCAAGCAGAGGGCACAGGUGGCGUUCGAGUGCGACGAGGACAAGGACGAAAGAGAGGCGCCCCCGCGGGAGGGGAACCUGAAGCGGUACCCCACCCCGUACCCCGAGGAUCUGAAGAACAUGGUGAAGACGGCCCAGUCGGUGGCACAUCGCCUGAAGGAGGACGAGUCCGGAGACGAGCCGGGCAGAGAGAGGGUGCACGUGGGCGUGCGCAACGUCGGAGUCAAGGUCAUAGAGAACGCCUGCAGCAACGGCAGAGCGCUGGAGCUGGCGAGCAGUGAGCCUGUGGACAGCCUGGGUAACAGCCUGGGUAACAGCCUGGGUAACAGCGUGGCUAACAGCCUGGCUAACAGCGAGCUCGACCCCUCCGACACGCACAUCGUCCCGCUGAAGGCCUCCGACAGCCCGAGGGCCCCGCUGCACCGCGAGGACACGCUGGAGGACUCGGAAGAUCUGUCCUUCGAGGAAGAGGAGGAGAUGAAGAUCGCCGAGAUGCGGCCCCCGCUGAUCGAGAUCUCCAUCAACCAGCCCAAGGUGGUGGCGCUCAGCAAGGACAAGAAAGACGAUGGCAAGGACGCGGACUCGCUGCUGGACGAGACGGUGGCCAACAGCAACCAGAACAACAGCAACUGCUCGUCGCCGUCGCGCAUGUCCGACUCGGUGUCCCUGACCACCGACAGCAGCCAGGACGCCUCCCUGUGCACGCCCGAGAGGGAGACCAAAAUGCUCCUGGAAACCGCCAACAGGCGUGAGGAUGAGAACCUGAACGAGCUGCAGGAGAGCGCCCCGCUGCUGCAGAACGGGAACGGGCCGGACCCGGCCCUGCCGACCCUGCUGCGGGGCCGGCGGGACUACGAGGCGGGGCCCGAGCGGACCGCCGGCGGCUUCCCGCUGUCCGUGGAGGAGCGGCUGGCGCUCAUCCAGAAGGGCGUGGACCUGAAGAACGGCGUGGGGGACCCCUACACGGCGUGGGAUCAGAUCAACAUGAACGUGGCCGAGCCGGACAACGCGCCGCGGCCUGGGGGCGUGGCCGAGGACGCGUCGGCGCUCAACAACAACUACGAGCGGCCCGCCGCCCCCCAGCUGGAGAACGGGAACCGGCAGCCCCCCCCCGCCCAGGUACGCCCCCGCCGACCGCUGCGACGGGCGCCCCGGCGAGGCCCCCCCGCCGCCGGCGACCUUCCCCUGUCCCGCAGCUCCGAAGAGCUCUCCCCCCAGAGGAGGGGCGGCCCCGCCCCCCACGCCGUGGUCAAGUCCCACAGCGUCACCAACAUGGACACGGGCAUGAAGCUGUACUGCAUGGACCCCGAGGGCGGGGCCUGCGAGCCCCCGGGGAGGGGCCCCGUGGAGAGGGGCCCCGGGGCCUGCGCGCAGGGCCAGAGCAUCGUGCGCAGCAAGUCGGCCUCCCUGCUGAGCGAGCAGCCCCUGCAGGUGUACCCGGGGUCCUCGGCGUCCUCCUCCGACCUGCUGUCCGCCUCCAAGCCCCCCGGUACGAGGGCCGGGCGGCCGCCCCCCCCCCAGUACAACGUCCAGUACGCCAGCAGCACCAUGCCCAAAGACGGCCUGUGGACCCAAAGGACGCCCGUCCCACCCGAGCAGUACCUCCCUCCCCAGCACUCGCUGGCCAACACCAACUACUCCAACCGCAACAACGCCCCGCCCUACCCCCUGCAGCCACAGCGGGGCCCGCCCAAGGACCGCCUGCUGGCCCCGGGGCCCCCGCGCGGCUCCCUCCAGCGGCAGGGCAGCGGCUCGUCCGCCGCGUCCGAGUACGCCACGUACCGCGGGCCCCCCCCGCCGCAGCAGCGGCCCCUGUCCGCGCGCACCUACAGCGUGGACGGCCCCGGGGCCCCCCGGCCCCAGAGCGCGCGGCCCCCCGCCCACGAGCUGCCCGAGAGGACCAUGUCGGUGAGCGACUUCGGCUACCCGCACGGCAGCCCGGGCAAGCGGCCCAACGUGCGCGUGCGGUCCGAGCACUGCCUGCUGGACGCGCCCGGCGGGGGCAGGGUGCCCGUGGACUGGAGGGACCACGUCAUGCGCCACAUCGAGGCCAAGAAGAUGGAGAAGAACGUGCUGUCUCGGUCCUAUAACCCCUAUUACGCCGCGGCUAGCGGCUCGCGCUAUGGCAGCUGUAGGGACGUGCGUGCCAGCCACGGCUCCCUGGCCUUUAGUGCCGGGGACGGGAGGCCUCACGGAGCCCACUACCUCUGUGACGAGGUUUUCGGGCCCCCCGGACCACAGGGCUACCCUAUGGACUCCCUGAGAAAAGUGCCUUUGUCCAAUGGCCAGAUGUGUCCCGUGAGCCGCGGCCCGGCCCCCAUGGCCCGCCACCCGUCCAGAGAGCAGCUGAUCGACUACCUGAUGCUGAAGGUGUCCCAGCAGCCCCAGGGCCCGCCACGCCCGCCACACGAGGUCCUGCAAGAGGUCCGGGUGAAGAUCGAGAAGAACCCCGAGCUGGGCUUCAGCAUAUCCGGAGGACUGGGCGGCAGGGGAAAUCCUUUUCGUCCAGAAGACAACGGUAUAUUUGUGACCAGGGUCCAGCCUGAGGGACCUGCCUCAAAGCUCCUGCAGCCGGGGGAUAAGAUCCUCAAGGCAAACGGACACAACUUUGUUAACAUUGACCACGGAUACGCGGUAUCUCUGCUGAAGAUGUUCCCCAGCACAGUGGACCUGGUCAUCGUCAGAGAAGUGUCCGCUUAGAGGAAGAGGACUUCUCAGGACACGGGGAGACACAAAACUGAAUGUUCACUUCGUUAUUUUUCUACACAGAGGAGCCAGUUCUACGAUUAUACCUUUGAACUGAAUAUGGUGAAGGACAUCAGAGAUUUGUCAAACGGGACAGAACCACUGUACC